CUUCGUUUGAAGCUAAAAAGCAAUGGGUGAUGCGAUAGAUUUAACUGGGGAUGGAGGCGUGCUCAAAAAAAUUAUUACCCAUGCAAAGGCUGAUGCUAUUACACCAACAGAUGACCUUCCAUUAGUUGAUGUUCAUUAUGAAGGCACCUUAGCUGAAACUGGUGAGGUUUUUGACACCACACAUGAAGACAAUAGUAUCUUCUCAUUUGAGGUUGGUUCAGGCUCUGUGAUCAAGGCUUGGGAUAUUGCCUUAAGGACUAUGAAGGUUGGAGAGGUCGCAAAAAUUACUUGCAAGCCAGAAUAUGCCUAUGGAAGUGCAGGUUCUCCACCAGAUAUACCACCAGAUGCCACUCUUAUUUUUGAGGUGGAGCUGGUGUCUUGUAGACCUCGGAAGGGUGCGAGCCUAGGUAGCGUGUCAGAUGAAAAGGCUAGGCUGCAGGAACUGAAGAAGCAGAGAGAAAUGGCUGCAGCAACCAAAGAGGAGGAGAAGAAGAAGAGGGAAGCAGCAAAAGCUGCUGCUGCUGCUCGAGUGCAGGCCAAGUUGGAUGCAAAGAAAAACCAGGGGAAAGGUAAAGGAAAGGGGAAGUAGGUACGGAAUAUGCAUGUAUAUACUUUGACAAGGUUGGAAUGUGGAAGUUACUCCGUACUGAGAUGUUUUGAUGGCGAGCUUACCCAGAACUUAGAACCUUUACCUUGUUUCAUCACAUAGCAUCUAUUAUAACAUAUAAAAUAAUUGCCUUGUUAAACUGUUCGUUGUGAUGUGGUAUUUUCUGCUGAUAUAAAAGUUUGUGAUGGUUAUGAUA
This is a messenger RNA of Asparagus officinalis (garden asparagus), 803 nucleotides long. RefSeq names its product peptidyl-prolyl cis-trans isomerase FKBP20-1-like. The record is from RefSeq and is a predicted model, not a curated record. NCBI's taxonomy places the organism in Eukaryota, Viridiplantae, Streptophyta, Magnoliopsida, Asparagales, Asparagaceae. Gene Ontology annotation, molecular function: peptidyl-prolyl cis-trans isomerase activity. Gene Ontology annotation, biological process: protein peptidyl-prolyl isomerization. Gene Ontology annotation, cellular component: cytoplasm. The coding region runs from base 23 to 589 and encodes 188 amino acids. The transcript has 5 exons.